This is a messenger RNA of Chenopodium quinoa (quinoa), 1359 nucleotides long. RefSeq lists its product as uncharacterized. The coding region runs from base 1 to 1359 and encodes 452 amino acids. Lineage: Eukaryota; Viridiplantae; Streptophyta; Magnoliopsida; Caryophyllales; Amaranthaceae. The transcript has 6 exons. The record is from RefSeq and is a predicted model, not a curated record.
AUGGAGGUGACUGAGGAGGAUAGGGUAUUGGACCAGGAGGAGUUUAAUCGAUGGAUUGAGGUAAUUCACUCUUCUUCUUCCGCGAUUGAUGAAAACCUUAAAACUGAUGCAUGUUGUGCAACUCUUGUGUGCUACAUUUUAUGUGCCAAGCCACCUCUGGCAAUCAUUAAUGGGUUUGUUCGAAGAGUUAGGGGUAAGUUUGGGGUGGACAAGGAUACCGGUGAUCAUGAAGAAAUGGUCUCAGGGUUGAAUCUUGCUGAGGAAACUAUUGAUGAGGUUCCAGUUUGGAUUCGAAUGGCAGGAUUAGAUUUGAAGUUUUGGGGGCAGAAUGCUUUAAUGAAAUUGGCUUCUCUGGUGGGUAAACCUGUCAGAACUGAUAAGGAAACCGCUACAAAGGAGAGGUUGGAUUUUGCUAGAAUAAUGGUGGAGUUCAAGUUCAAUGUUGUAUUGCCGGAUCAUAUUGAGUUUUUGGAUGAGAAUGGGCAAAAUGUGAAUCAAAAAAUAGAAUAUGAGUGGAGACCUGUUGUUUGUAAGGUGUGUGAGGGUAUGGGGCAUGCUGAUCCUCAUUGCCCUAAUCACAAGGUGCAAGCCUGGAUGAAGCAGAAGGUCCAACCAAAGAAGGAAUGGAGACCAGUGAUUAAGAAGAGCUCUAUGCAACAAAAGGAACCAGUGCAUGGGAACAGGAUAAACGGUAGUAAUGCUGAUAAUGUGGCUUUAGGGCAGAAUAACACUAGGAUUGAUGUUGGAAAAAGUUUUAGAAGUGAAAUAGCUCUUGGACAGGGACUGAAUAUGCCUAGCAAACUAUGUGAUGUCUUAUGGUUUAUGAGGCAGCAGAGUAUAGGUUUUUUUGGUCUUCUAGAAACCAAGGUGAAGAGGAAUAAGUUUGGGAAGGUGUUUGCUAGAAUGGGUAAUGAUUGGGCUGAGACUCAGUUGGUGCACUGCACAGUUGUUCAUAAAGCAACUAGUAUUGGCUUUGAGGUUCCUUGGAUGGUGGGUGGAGACUUUAAUAAUGUGUUGCACUUAGAUGAUAGAGUUGGAUCUGUAGUUUCUAUUGCUGAGGUGGAGCCAUUUAGGCAAUGUCUAAGUGAUGCUAGCUUGUUUGACUGGAAAGCUGGAGGGAUGUUUUAUACUUGGAGUAAUAAGCAGGAUGGUUUGAAUAGAGUGAGCACUAAGACUGAUAGGGUCUUAGUCAAUAAUAGCUGGCUGGAUACCUUUCCAUAUAUGCAAGCUAAUUUUUUCCCUGGAUCAUUGCCCAUGUGUGGUGAAAUGGUUGAAAGAUGGUGUCCAAAUGAGGAAACCUCAACAUGUGGGUGGAUGCUCCUAGCUUUCUGGAUGAUGUUAAGGAUGCUUGGGGUGUAG